This is a messenger RNA of Lycium barbarum (goji berry), 2689 nucleotides long. RefSeq lists its product as uncharacterized. Gene Ontology annotation, biological process: regulation of asymmetric cell division. The record is from RefSeq and is a predicted model, not a curated record. The coding region runs from base 915 to 2432 and encodes 505 amino acids. NCBI's taxonomy places the organism in Eukaryota, Viridiplantae, Streptophyta, Magnoliopsida, Solanales, Solanaceae. The transcript is spliced from 5 exons.
GGGCCGAGCUAGGGUGUCGAACAGGGUUUACCUGAAUACCCUUCGUCAAACAAUUAUAUUUUAUGUAUAAGAUUUAAAUUAUCUUUUAUAUAUAUUUAAUAUGUGCUGAAUUUCCUGAACUUAUUCGUAUAUUUACUUAUUUAUAUUUUUAAUCCUGACUCCGUCACGGAUCAUAAAGAAACCCAAACCCAAAUAUUGGGAACAUCCUUCUUAUAUCCUUUUUUCCACAUAUAUAAUGUAAUAAGUUAAUCAUAUGAUUAAAGAAAUUAAAAUAACAAUAUUACCUUUUAUUAGUCAGAUAUUUUAUGGCUUAUGAGAUUGUGAAUUUUCUUGGGAUCCUAUAAGAACCUGCCAGAAUGUAAGGAUUGUUUUCUAGUACAGUAGUAAUUUUUAACUAAUUCUUUUGAAGGGGGUGAAUUAAAAUAUUACUAUUAGUUCUAGUUAGAAGUGAUUAGUAAUUUAUUUUUAGAUAGCUAAAGGACAAAACACAAAUGGUGGGGAUUGGUCAUUGACUUAUGAAACGGGCUUUGUAUUUUAGCCGUUAAAGAUUUGUACAAAGUUUUCAAGGUGAAAUGACAAGCUCUUGUCUUUUUCAUUAUCUAUUGACAACGUUAGGAUCCUAUGUGGAUGUGGUUAGGCUAUUAAACAUUAAAAGUGACUUUUUGUACAGGAGGUUUGUGAGCCCUCACCAGGUGAUGUUUGCCUCACUGCUUCCGAGUAUAUCUCCGGAUUUGACGAACUGAUGUAAUCUAUGAAAGCUUGACUCGCUAUAACAUAUUAUCUCUCCUCUUGAUUUUUGCAUCGAGAAGUUAAAAUCGCCUGUGACAUCGAUCAUCUGUUUGUAUUAGUUGUGCAUGAUUCUGAUACAUUUGAAUGGUACAACAGUGUCUUGACGCACUGAAGCGAAGGUUACCAUGACGGAAAAUUUGGAUGAGAUAAUAAACCACUUAAAUGGUUACAAGGACUCUAAGCCUUUAGUCUUUCCGAAAAAAGAUCUGCUUGAUUCAAGUGGUUACGAUGGCACUAAAGACUCUUUGGCGUGUGAAACAAAAGAGAGGAAUGAAUUCCGGAAUGUUCAGGAACUUGAUGACCUUGCAUUUUCUGAAGAUAUUUCAAGAAGUAACAAACACGAAAUUAGAGCUUCACCUGUGAAGAAUGAUGAUCUGAAUGAAGGCCUGCCUAAUUUAACUUCUUGCAACAGAAACGGAAAUCCUUUUGCAUGUGAUACAGAAGAUCGAGGUCACCCCUGCAGUAUUCCAGAUUUCGUUGAUGAUGAAGAAAAGGGAGCCGUAGUCUCUAAUGCACAAUUUACCUCUCUUUCAGAAUUGUUUGAUACAGACACUUAUUUAUAUACUGAUAAGGGUGUCGUGGAAUGCAAAUUUCCAGAAUCGGCAAUUUGCUACAAAGAGAGUAACUAUAACAUUAUGAAAGACAUAUGCAUGGAUGAGGGUGUACCUAUCAUGGAUAAAAUUGUAACUGAAAGCAGGAAAGAUGAUCAGCCUAGAAACACAGCAGACGAGUCCAAAGCUUCAUCAGUUGAAAGUAACUUCAAAAUUUCCGCAGAUAGUCAUACAACUGAAGAAGAUGAGGGUACUAAAUCACUUGUUCCAAAUGGUUUAAACCCCUUCUUGGAUGAUAACAUGAGCAAAGAUGCUGAUAAGGAUUCUUAUCGGGAGGAUGUGAUGGAGAUUUCUGGAUCAAAAUGUACUACAACGGAAAAAGCUACUAACAUAUCAGAAAAAGAAUCCGACAAUCAGAAUUCUAAAGAAUCUAACUCUGAUGUCGAUCAAUCAGCAAAGCAGCCUGAUCAGUUUCUUGAACUGCAGAUGCAUUCUUCUAUAAUAGCUUUGAACAGCCAAAAUGCAGUCUCGGCAGCUGAUGAAACAAACAAUAAUGGGCCAGCUAGCAACAUCUUUAACAAUAGCAAGUCGGAAGCUGGAGCUGUUACUCGUGACUUCAACUUGACUGAACUGGCUUUAAGUAGCAGCGUGGCGAAAGUGGCCAAAAACUUGCCUGAACAAUCCGUUAAAUUAGAGGCCGUCUCCAGUCAAAAGGACGGGAAGUCUGAUAGCUUUUCAGCUACUAGUCAAGUUCAUUUUUCCAAUAAUGUGGACUCCAUCGACCCCCAAAAUGUGGCUAAUCACGAGGAUAAGAACUCUGGUAAUCUCCCACUUGGUGGUCAUGGUCAUUUUGCAGAUGGAGAGGCAAGUUUUUCGGCAGCGGGGCCUGCAUCUGGUUUGAUUACUUACUCAGGUCCUAUAUUACAUUCGGGUAACGUCUCUCUUCGGUCAGAUAGCAGCACAACCAGUACCAGAUCAUUUGCCUUCCCAGUCUUGCAAUAUGAAUGGAACAGUAGUCCAGUAAGAAUGGCAAAGGCAGAAAGGCGGAAACACAGGAGUUGGAGGCAAAGCCUUCUCUGUUGUAAAUUCUAAGUCCUAUUAUUUCAUUUUUGUAGGGUAGUUAGUUAAAAAAUAUACAUCAUUUAAAAUCCAAAAUCAUGAUCCAUUGUAAGUAUAUAUAUAUUGAUAUUCUCUUAGGAAUGGUAUGUCAUUGGUGGUAGGUAUAGAGGGCUCUAUGAGUUAGUUUGCUUAAAGAGUGGAGGCAGUGAAAUGUAAACCCUUAAAUUUUUGUUUUCCUUAUAUGCUAUCUAUGAUAUAAUCAUUUAGCAAUAAAUUCCUAGUUUGUUAAA